AUGUCCUUCGGCACGGAGUCGCAGAGCGAGUCUCAAUACCUCUCCUCAUCUCAAUCCUCGCUACCAAACUCCAAGAAAGCAUCACAGGAGAUCUCGAAGACCCUUCAGAGCGUCAUCAAAGCACCCAUACUACAACAAAAUGGGCACACUGCUGGUCACGAUGACGAGCCCGUGCUUGCGCCCAUAGCCACGGCUACCACGUCUCAGCGCAUCAAGACAUGGAGCUUGUUCGCUGCGCUGCUGAAUGCUGCCAUUGAUCUAGGCUCCGACGAAGGCCAACGCGAGUUUGGGCAGAAGCGAUACCGGGAGAUACUCAAGCUUGUGCAGAACGGCGACGUGUGGGAGCAGGUGGUUCGUGACGGCUACCGGGGCAGAGAAGACUCGGUCGACGCAGAAGUCGUGUACAACCUGUCAACGCUGCUGCUGGGCAAGGCACAAGAUCAGACAGUCAACCAAACGCGACUAGAGACCUACCUCUCCUCAUCGUCUCACUCGCUCGAUUUCUCAGGAGUCGAUGCCUCCUUACGAAACGGCCACCGAACGCCCAUGAACGGGACUAGCACGCCGAAAGACCUCUCCUCGAGAGUCAAGAUCAUCGAACUCUUUACCCUCCACGUCCUACCAGCCAAUAAUGAAUGGGACUACGCCCGCAGCUUUGUUUCGAACAGCGACAUACUUGAUGAAGAUGCACGGGAAGCAUUCCUCCAGACUUUGAGCGAACUGCAAGCAGUGAAAGAACAGGAGGAGGUUCUCGAAGAUACAACGGAUUACGGCACAGAAGAUGAGGACUACUCAACGCCACAAGAAGAGGAGUCACCAUCAAAGACGCCUCAACACCGAGGCCACCAGAGAUCGAAUAGCGAGGUUGACUAUGGCAUCGAACCGCACCACCCGAACGGCAUAAAAGCAGAUGUCGAACCUCAUAAGGCGACAGCUGCGCCACCAAUGACAACAAUACCACCAAAGCCUGAGCCAUCGUCAUCAGCAGCCAGGCCUCAACCCACACCGACCCGCGCGUCACAACUCUCACCACCCUCUCAAACACCCCGCAGAACACCCGGCGGACAAUCAAGACGCUCAAAAGCUCAAGCAUCAAACUCCCUGACCGCACAAGCACGGCAGCUCUUCACCGCACUCUCCAAUCUCACGCGCAACCUCAGCGGCGCCUUGAUCGGCAACUCGUCCGCUGUGUUCCGGCUUCUGCUGUUCUUGGUCGCCUUUAUGAUGGCAUACUCUCGCCGGGACGUGCGCGAGCGCGUGCAGGCCGUGUUGGGCAAGAGCUGGGACAAGAUGCGGCGGACGGUAGGGAUGGGUGUUAAGGUUAGCUACAUUUGA
Messenger RNA from Cyphellophora attinorum, 1335 nucleotides. RefSeq lists its product as uncharacterized. Lineage: Eukaryota; Fungi; Ascomycota; Eurotiomycetes; Chaetothyriales; Cyphellophoraceae. The transcript is spliced from 2 exons. The coding region runs from base 1 to 1335 and encodes 444 amino acids. The record is from RefSeq and is a predicted model, not a curated record.